AUGUCUACAGUCGCGUCAACUCGGUACAGACCCCACGACUCCUCCCCCGUCGGAUUUUCUGACACUAACCUUGACAAGACCGCAGUCGGUCGUCGAGACAGCAUCUCACCUGCGAACGCCCUCCACCAAGCCCCAGCCGCCGAUAUGAAUGAAGAGAGCCUGAACCCGCACGCCUUGCCUUUCCGGCCAGGCGGCCCCAGUAACGAUGCCCGCCUCUGGAACCGCAGUCGCAACGAAAACCCGCCCAUGCCACCUCAUAUGCCUCCCAUGCCGCAUGCACCCUUUGGCCAUGCCGGCGCACCGUGGCAGAUGGGCUUCCCACCCGGCCCUCCACCUGGCCCUCCGCCGCCACCUCCGUUCUUCACGGGUAACCAGUUCCCGCAUAACGACUUCGAGGCGCACCAGCAUGCGCAUUCGUUCGAGCAGGCGCGCGCGCAUCACCAACCACAGUGGCCGCACAACUAUGGACCUCCCAUGCCGCAUGCCAACUUCCCGCCGCCACCUCCGCCACAUCUGCCGUAUGGCCAACCGCCCGGGUUCCCGCCGCAGUUCUUCUCGCAACACUUCCCGCAGCAGCGCCAACCGCCGCCGCCUCCGCGCCAGCCAGGCUACCCACAGCCACACCCUGCGCAUUUCCAAGCGAUGCAACAUGCGAAUUGGCCACAAGGUGCAAGCACGGAGGACAUCCAGUACGCUUUCACUGCCUUAAUCAAGGAUCUCAAGUCGAAGAAUCGCGGCGCUAACUCAUGUGACAGGGCGCCUACUCAGACUCCGAAAAAGAACAAGAAGUCCAAGGCAAAAGCCAAGGCUGCAGCCAACGGCGACGACCUUCAAGAGUAUGGCACCCUCCAUCGAGUGGACCCACCCGGGCUAUGUACUUCACGUAUUGACAAGAUCCACAGUCCUCCUCAGUCCGCCAAGGCCUUGAAGAAGGGUAGAUACGGAGACGCGAAGAUCAUGUUGCCUGCGCCGCAGCCCACAGAUCUCUACAUGAGCCAAGCGUCUGAAGAGCCAUCUUUGAUUGACCCACCUGGCCAUCUCCUAGUCAUUCUGGACCUCAAUGGCACCGUUCUCUACCGCCCAAACAGGAAUAGUACGACAACAAUGAUCGCGCGUCCGUAUCUUUCGCCCUUCUUGCGCUAUCUCUUCCAGAACUUCAAAGUCAUGGUAUGGUCAAGCGCGAGGCCUGCCAACGUAAAGGCACUUGUGGACAAGGCGCUUGACAAGGAUCUCAAGGACAUGAUGGUAGCUACCUGGGCGAGAGACACGUUUGGACUCUCGGCAGCCAACUUCAAUCAGAAUGUGCAAGUGUACAAGAACUUGAGACUGAUUUGGAGCAGAGACCAGAUCCAGCAGCAUCAUCCACAAUACGAGGCGGGACAGCGCUUUGGUCAGCACAACACCGUCCUCAUCGACGACUCCGCACUGAAGGCCAGUGCUCAGCCCCACAAUCUGCUGGAGAUCCCAGAAUUUGAGGCAACGCCUGAACAGAUGGAAGGUGACGUGUUGCGAGAGGUUGCCGGGUACUUGGAGGUCUUGAGGCAGCAGUCGGAUGUUUCAAAGUUCAUCCGUAAGGAGCCAUUCACAGGUGAUGGUCGUUGGAAUUACGACUGGCCGGUCGAGGCUCCGAACGGCGGCGAAUUAAAGGACAAGGUGACACUGAAGGCUAAGCGUCAAGGUGGAAAGUCGCAGACUCCGAAAGGCUCGACGCCGAGAAUUUACACACCAAGGGCUUCCACACCAAGAGCCUCCACGCCAAGGGCAUCGACACCACGAUCUUCGACACCAAAAGCACCAGUCUCGAACGUGACGAACUCGCUUUCUUCCGUGUCACUGAAAGCUGCUGAGCAGGCCGCUUAGAAGGGAUUAUAUUGGGCGUUAGGACAGUAUUUACGUGACCAUGACGGAUCGCGUUGGAUGCAAGGACAUUGCAUGGCGUGGCAUGGACAAAAGUCAUAUAGCAAGCUGGGUAUAUGCAGAUUGAACAGGGUGAUUGUGGUUCGCUUCAAUGUGCUAAGAAUGAAACUCUUUGGACGACUUGAUCAUGUUUUCAUGUUCGUCGUGCAAUAUUUAAUAUUCAAAUGAGA
Messenger RNA from Parastagonospora nodorum SN15, 2087 nucleotides. RefSeq lists its product as hypothetical. The transcript has a single exon. Gene Ontology annotation, molecular function: phosphoprotein phosphatase activity. NCBI's taxonomy places the organism in Eukaryota, Fungi, Ascomycota, Dothideomycetes, Pleosporales, Phaeosphaeriaceae. The record is from RefSeq and is a predicted model, not a curated record. Bases 1 to 1860 code for a protein of 619 amino acids.